CCGUGGCAAGGCAUGCGCGAUAGGCCGGGAGAGGGAGCGGGGCUGUCCAUGGCCGGUGGUGGGGAGCGGCUGCCCGGGAUGCUGCGGACAGUGGCGGCCUUAGUGCUGCUGGCGCAACUGGCGGGCCGGGGGGCGCAUGCGCUCUACUUUCACAUCGGGGAGACCGAGAAGCGCUGCUUCAUCGAGGAGAUCCCAGACGAGACCAUGGUGAUCGGGAAUUACCGCACCCAGCUGUGGGACAAGCAGUCAGAGUCGUUCCUGCCCUCCACGCCGGGGCUGGGCAUGCAUGUGGAAGUGAAGGAUCCUGAUGGAAAGGUGAUUCUGUCCCGGCAGUAUGGCUCAGAGGGCCGCUUCACCUUCACCUCGCACACCCCGGGUGAGCACCAGAUCUGCCUGCACUCCAACUCCACGCGCAUGGCGCUCUUCGCAGGCGGCAAGCUGCGCGUGCACCUGGACAUCCAGGUCGGGGAGCACACCAACAACUACCCCGAGAUUGCAGCCAAGGACAAGCUGACAGAGCUGCAGCUCCGAGCCCGGCAGCUGCUAGACCAAGUGGAGCAGAUCCAGAAGGAGCAGAACUACCAAAGGUACCGGGAGGAGCGGUUCCGCAUGACCAGCGAGAGCACCAACCAGCGGGUGCUGUGGUGGUCCAUUGCCCAGACCAUCAUCCUCAUCCUCACUGGCAUCUGGCAGAUGAGACACCUCAAGAGCUUCUUCGAGGCCAAGAAACUGGUUUAAUCCCCAACCUUCCCAAUUGCCACUGCA
Molecule: messenger RNA, 765 nt
Organism: Emys orbicularis (European pond turtle)
Lineage: Eukaryota; Metazoa; Chordata; Testudines; Emydidae
Gene: TMED4
Product: transmembrane p24 trafficking protein 4
Exons: 5
Coding region: 13-738 (241 amino acids)
Biological process (GO): Golgi organization; intracellular protein transport; endoplasmic reticulum to Golgi vesicle-mediated transport
Cellular component (GO): endoplasmic reticulum-Golgi intermediate compartment; Golgi apparatus; COPII-coated ER to Golgi transport vesicle
Source: RefSeq, a predicted model, not a curated record